This is a messenger RNA of Nothobranchius furzeri (turquoise killifish), 2258 nucleotides long. Its product is annotated as endothelin receptor type B. Gene Ontology annotation, molecular function: endothelin receptor activity. Lineage: Eukaryota; Metazoa; Chordata; Actinopteri; Cyprinodontiformes; Nothobranchiidae. The record is from RefSeq and is a predicted model, not a curated record. Gene Ontology annotation, cellular component: plasma membrane. Gene Ontology annotation, biological process: vasoconstriction; enteric nervous system development; developmental pigmentation.
GACAGUAAAAGUGUUGAUGAGAUGUUCCAGCUGAGGGAGGAGGAGGGAGGGAGGGAGGAGUGGGGGAGGCUGGGAGUACAGCUGAUGGAGGAGAGACCUGAUCAGUUUCGUGUCGGCUGACUAGAAGACACUCGUCUGUCUGAUCUGAGGAGUCUGAAGGGAUUGAAUCGGAAUAAAGAGAGUUUCUUCAUCUGAUAACUGAAACCCACCCAGACCCACUCGCCAGGUUCUCUACUGGUUCUGGAAGCACAUACUGGUUCUGUAAAGCGUUUACACCAGUGGAUUCUGGACUUGAACCAAGAUGGUUUCUGGAGCCUCCCCAGUGGUCGUGAGCUCCUGGAUGCAGAGUCGUCCCACCUUGCUGCUGUCUGUCUGCUGCCUCCUGUCUGUGUCUCCUGUCUCCUCCCAGAGUAACAUCACGUCUCACCCAUCAGACCUGCGGACGUCUGACUUCUUCAGCACCGACCGACCCCCCCUACUGGUGGACGGCCGUCACGCGUCCAACACAAAACCCCAGAUCUCCCAGGAGACGGUGAACGAACCGUUGACGUCUCUGGACUCAGAGCCAGAGAAGCUGAAGUCUUUGACCAAACUGAAACACAAACAUGACAGGAAGCCGGCGCCUCCCUCCAACUCCUCCUUAAUUCCCCACAGAAACACCUUCUCCCCCCCCUCCUGCCUGCAGACGACGUCCAUAAAGAUCAUUUUUAAGUACAUCAACACGGUUCUGUCCUGCCUGAUCUUUGCUGUGGGAAUCAUCGGCAACGCCACUCUGCUGAGGAUAAUCUACCAAAAUAAAAGCAUGAGAAAUGGUCCCAACGCCCUGAUCGCCAGCCUGGCCCUGGGAGACCUGGUCUACAUUGCCAUAGACAUUCCCAUCAACGUCUACAAGCUCCUGGCGAUGCAGUGGCCGUUUGCAGACAGCGUGUUUGGACUCUUCCUCUGCAAGCUCUUCCCUUUCCUGCAGAAAGCUUCGGUCGGCAUCACCGUCCUCAACCUGUGUGCUCUCAGCGUGGACAGGUAUCGUGCUGUGGCGUCCUGGUCACGAGUACAGGGUACUGGUGUUCCCACGGUAACGGCGGUGGAGAUCGUACUGAUCUGGCUGUUCUCCGUCGUCCUGGCUGUGCCGGAGGCCGUCGGCUUCAACAUGGUCACCUUCGAGUACAAGAACAUCACCAUGAAGACGUGCAUGCUGCAGCCGAUGUCAUCCUUCAUGACUUUCUACCGAGAUGCGAAGGACUGGUGGCUGUUUGGGUUCUACUUCUGCGUCCCUCUGGCCUGUUCGGCGCUGUUCUACAGCCUGAUGACCUGCGAGAUGCUCCGACACCAGAAGGGAAGUCUGAGGAUCUCGCUGAGCGAGCACCUGAAACAGCGGCGUGAAGUAGCCAAGGCGGUGUUCUGCCUGGUGGUGAUCUUCGCUCUCUGCUGGUUUCCGCUCCACCUGAGUCGCCUGCUGAAGAGAACCGUUUACAAAUCCCACGACGCUCACCGCUGUGAGCUCCUGAACUUCCUGUUGGUGCUCGACUACUUCAGCAUCAACAUGGCGACCAUCAACUCCUGCAUCAAUCCCAUCGUCCUCUUCUUCGUGUCCAAGAAGUUCAAGAACUGCUUCAAGUCCUGUCUCUGUUGCUGCUGUUACUCUGGCUCUCUCUCCAACAGCAUGCUGCCCCUCCACCACGGGACGAGUCACUGACCAGUGAGGGGGGACACCACCCAGAGGCAGCAUCAGGGUGGGGGUGGGCGUAGGAGGAUGUUUUUGUACCUUUGCAUAUUUAUUAUCACGUUUUCUACUUAACUCGUUAAGCUGAACUUUUCAUGGACAAAUCAAUGAAACUAGCUGUAACGGUGCUACAGCGCCAUCUAGCGGCCGCUUCUGUAACAACGGCAAUUUGAGUUUUAUUUUUCACCUUUUCGUUCUUUAUUUAUGUGAUUAAAUAUACACACUAAUGCUACAUGUGAGCUGUUAAUGACGCAGAGUCUUUUUGUUAGUGCUUUUUAUCAUUUUAAGAAGUUAUUUAUAAAAAUAAACCACAUGAAAUCUUCUGUUUUGUUAGAUUAUUAUUUACAGGUUUACACAAAUGGAACCUUUUUAUCAUCUUUGUGCAUUUAAGGAUCCAACUAAAGUCUCUGUGUUGUCUUUAAAUCGUUACUAACUGAUAUAAAUGUUAUUAUUUUAUCAUGUUAAUUACUUGUGUUAUGAAAUAGAAAGUUAUUCAUUAUUUUAUUAUAUCUCAAAUAAAGUUUUUAGGUAAGUCUGU